Messenger RNA from Phanerochaete carnosa HHB-10118-sp, 1697 nucleotides. RefSeq lists its product as uncharacterized. Gene Ontology annotation, biological process: mitochondrial ATP transmembrane transport; mitochondrial ADP transmembrane transport. The transcript has 10 exons. Bases 566 to 1495 code for a protein of 309 amino acids. The record is from RefSeq and is a predicted model, not a curated record. Gene Ontology annotation, molecular function: ATP:ADP antiporter activity. Gene Ontology annotation, cellular component: mitochondrial inner membrane. NCBI's taxonomy places the organism in Eukaryota, Fungi, Basidiomycota, Agaricomycetes, Polyporales, Phanerochaetaceae.
UAGAGUCCCGCCAUCCCUCACAAUCAUAAACUCCAGACGGACGGAGUUCCCAUACAUUUUCUGUCUAUCUAGGCAGCACUCGCAGCCUGGAAACUCGGAGGCUAUUGUAAGAUUGCCAUGAGUCUUCACGGUUCACCGGGUCGACCGGUGAUGGCUACAAAUCAUCAGGCUGGGUAUCAUGCUAACAAAGAGCAAUCAGAGCAGACUCGCACACAGCAUACGGAGACCGGGUGCGAGUCAGUACACUAGUGGAGCCGACAAUGACUCGACUGCAGGGCGCGCCGAGGUGCCAUUGGCAACGUCGGGUGAGUACGGAAGGGAGCUAGGCAUGCCUCUGCUAGUCCUCACUAAACAAGUGCUUGCAGGACCUUCCUUGCCUGGCUACAGGUGACACUUGCUUUUGGCUUGGUCUCACAAAGGGUCUCCAGAGCGGGGAGCCGUACCCGACAUCGAGAGAUUUGCGCGCUCACAGCCCCCUGCAUAAAAGCCGUCAUAUUGAUGAGCGCACACUAUCAUAGUUAGCAUAUCUACGCUGACCACCCCCAUCCCCUUCUCCUCUCGCCUAAUGUCCGUUAACAAGAAACAGAGCUCGUUUACAGUUGACUUCCUGAUGGGAGGUACUGCCGCUGCAAUUUCCAAGACAGCAGCGGCACCUAUCGAGCGUGUCAAGAUUCUCAUGCAGAACCAGGGAUCUAUGCUAGCUGCAGGACGGCUGAAUCGUCCCUAUACUGGUAUCAUUGACUGCUUCAAGCACACGUACCAGAAUGAAGGAAUGCUGAGCUUUUGGCGUGGCAACGGGACAAAUGUGAUCCGCUAUUUCCCCACGCAAGCUCUGAACUUCGCCUUCAAAGAUACGUUCAAGGAGAUAUUCAACUUUAGAAAAGCUGACAACUUCACCCUCUGGGUAUUCGGAAAUAUUCUCAGUGGAGCAGCUGCCGGUGCCUCAUCUUCUGUCUUCGUCUACUCUCUAGAUUACGCGCGCACACGCCUUUCUGCCGACGCGAAGAGCACCGCAGGCGGAGGCCAACGUCAGUUCAAUGGUCUCUCGGAUGUGUACAAGAAAACUCUUGCGUCCGAUGGUAUUGCAGGCCUGUAUCGAGGAUUUGUCCCCAGCGUUGUGGGUAUUUGUGUCUACCGCGGUUUAUACUUCGGCGGUUAUGACACUAUUCGAGAUACUUUCCUUGUUGGUUCUCUGAAGGGCAACUUCCUGGCAUCCUUCGCCGUCGGAUGGACCUGUACCACGGCUGCUGCGUUAGCAUCCUACCCGCUUGACACCAUCAGGCGCCGCAUGAUGAUGACCUCUGGGGAGAAGGUCCGUUACAAAAACUGGAUUGAUGCGGGAAGGCAGAUUGCUACCAAGGAAGGCAUCAAAGCAUUUUUUGCCGGCGCUGGUGCAAAUAUCUUCCGGGGUGUAGCCGCUGCCGGGGUGCUCGCGCUGUACGACCAAUUCCAGGCCCUGGCCUUCGGGAAAAUUUACAAAGCAGGCUCUGCCUAGGUCACGAAAGGACACUCACAUACACGCCUCGGCCUGUUUGUCAACUAUCAGCUUACCAGUUCAAUACUGCCUUUGUUUCGCGACGUCAUCUGAUAACGACUACUGCCUUCAGAGGCUAAAUUAAUUGACGUAGUGUACGGUCCUACACAGCCGUUUCUAGUAUCGUAUUUCACAGAAUGCAUACUUGUGACACAAUUCGCUU